This is a messenger RNA of Bombus pascuorum, 5248 nucleotides long. RefSeq names its product RAB11-binding protein RELCH homolog. Gene Ontology annotation, biological process: intracellular cholesterol transport. Bases 222 to 3563 code for a protein of 1113 amino acids. Gene Ontology annotation, cellular component: recycling endosome; trans-Golgi network. The record is from RefSeq and is a predicted model, not a curated record. The transcript is spliced from 16 exons. NCBI's taxonomy places the organism in Eukaryota, Metazoa, Arthropoda, Insecta, Hymenoptera, Apidae. Gene Ontology annotation, molecular function: protein binding.
CCAGUUCAAAGGCGCUAGUUUACUAACUGACAUCACGGAGGGUAACAUGGCUUUGUUGUCAUCUUAAAUGCUCUGCUGUGUUGCGUAGAGUCAAGUGAUUUCUAUUAAUAUACUUAAUCAAAUUAAUGAAAGCAUGGCACGCGCUUGAGUAGGUUACUAUUUUAUUCAUCAACCUAGAUGGACAUGUCAUUCUCUCUUAACGUUCGAACAAAGUGAAAGCUAUGGCUGGUGCUACACAAGAGGUUAGAGAUCCUCUGUCUACAGACAGUAAAGGGUGUGCGACUGUAAAACCAACGAUAUCGUAUGAAGAAAUUGCUACUAAGCUUUUAAAUGAAAAGCUUUUAUUAACGGCCUUGGAAUUACACGCAGAACUAUGCGAAGCUGGAAAAGAAUUACCUAUUUUAAGAGAAUUUUUUUCAAAUCCCAAUCAUUUUGAGAGUCAAAGUAUUAAACCAGAACCAUAUACUCCUAUGCCUAGGUCUUCUAGUCAGGCUACUUUAGACUCACUUGAUAUGACCAGAUACUCAGAAGAUGGUGCAGGUGUUGAUGAAAGAGUAGCAAUUUUAGAAUUUGAAUUAAGAAAGGCCAGGGAAAGUAUUUCUGCUCUUCGUGCAAAUCUCACUGUAGUAACAGAGUCAGAAGGAACUACACCUGACAAAUGCUCUGAUAAGCAUCUUGUUACUGGAACACCCAUAAAACCUCAUGAACAAAGAGCUAUAAAUUUUCUUGUUAAUGAAUACCUGUUAGCAAGUUCUUACAAAUUAACAUCAAUUACAUUUAGUGAUGAAAAUGGAAAUCAAGAUUUUGAAGAUUGGCAAGAUGUAGGGUUGAAUAUCCCAAAACCAGCAGAAUUAUUACAAAUAUAUAGGGAAUAUAUGAAGGCAAAUGGAUAUGAUAAAUUACCUUCUGUAAGUGUUGGUGUGCAAACUGAUUUCUGUGAAUUAGAACCAGAAACAGAAGCAGAGAAGGAUGAAUUCAAAGAAAUGGUAAAAAAAGUAGAAGAACUUAAACAACAGACUGCAUUAUUGGAACAAGAAAGGUUGGAUUUGCAACAAUUUAUUGCCACUUCAGAAAAUCUAUCUCAAAAUGCAAUCAAGCAAGGUAGCAGCGGAACGAUACAAACGAUAAAUUCGAAUUCUACUACUCCAGAUAAGUUUGAACUCCUUGAAACUCCAGCUCGUGACACGUCGACAGUGACUCAAGAAGCCGAGGAAGACGAUAGCGUUUCUGUUGUUGUUAGUCUUGGUGAAACAGAUCCUGGAGAUAAAGAAUGGACUAGAAUUCAAUUGCCUAGAGUGGACGUUACUGAAGGAUCAUCCAUCCUUCCAAAUCCGCCAUCUAGACAUUUACCAUUGAAAUUUAAAAUGGAAGUAAUAUCACAUUGUUUAGUAAAUGUUCCAAGUUCUGUAAUAUCGGCAGCAGAAGAAGUUUUCAAAAAUGGAGUCACGCGCGAUACUCUCGUUCAUAUUUUAGCACAAACGUUACCUCGCAUCGUACCCAAUGUUAUCUUAAAUAAACGCGAGGAGGUAAUACCAUUAAUGUUAAGUGCAAUUCGACUUCAUAAUGACUCUACAGAAAGGGAAAAAUUAUUGCAAAUGCUAUUCAAUCUAAAGAAAAGGCCACAAGAAGAUGAAAGGCAAUUAAUUUUAGCUGGUUUCGUUGCUAUGGCUAAACUUGAAGAUGAACCAAUGGAGGGUGAAGAAAUAUUGACCAUUUGUUGGGAACAAAGUCAGCAUAAGUAUCCUGAGAAAAGGUUGUUAGCUGUUGAGUGCUGUUCUGUAUUAGCUCCAUACAUGUCAGUUGGGAUAAGAAAUUCUUUAAUGCUCUCCAUGCUUCAGCAAAUGUUACUUGAAGAUAAAGAUCCAACAGUUAGAGCUAGUGUUGUGAGAAGUCUUGCACUGUUGAUAGCUUUAAUGGAUGAUCCUGACAAAUAUUUUCAGUGUGAAGAAUUAGCAUUAACGGCACUUCAUGACACGUCAUCUAUCGUCGUUGACGUUGCAUCCUCUUUGCUCUUACCAAUUUUAGCCCAGUGGGCACUCUCUCUUAAAAGAUUACAAACACAUUUAUUACCACGUAUAAUAUCUAAAGUAAAAAGUCAUUUAAAGUCUGGGUAUUCUCAACAUUCGCCUAACAAAGAUCAUGUCGACGAAGGAAGAAUAGUAUCAUCAAUCGCGGUAUUACAGUAUUUACUUCCACAUAUGGUUAUUUGCAUAGCAGAUACUGAUUCUGUUAGAUCUUAUAUUGAGCAUGGAACAUCAUCCGAUUUACCUGAUGUGUUCCUGAAUUUGUGUCAUUCCAAUAUCGUUAAUCCAAAGCUAUUUUAUAAUGGAGAUGUAGAUAUAGGAUCUCUUCUAAAUACAUUUUUUGCAAAUACGUGGGAGAAUGAUUCAUGGGGAGAAUUAGAGUGGUUUACAAACUCACUAGUAUUGGACAUUUUGGAAAUGGUAAAAUCUGUUGAAAGUACACAGGAGACCAUUUUAAAUGCUCUUUUAACAUAUAUUCAUUCUUUAUGUUUGGGUUUUGGGCGAUAUAUCACGCAAACGCGGAUCCAACCGAUAGUCGUAUCCGAAGUAACUGAACUUGAGCAACAAUUAACGACUCUUGCAACAGAUAAAAAAAAUAUGAGUUUGACAUUAAUCCCAACAUAUUUAAUUAUAUUGUCCACUUUAAACGGUAUAGAUGUUUCUAAGUCUUUAAAACAGUUCCUUGUUGCUUUAUCUAUGAGUGGCACCAGUAUUACUAGUUUACAGAUCGCAAUCAUUAUGUUAUGUACUCAGGAACAUAUGCAAGAAUACGUCCUUAGUGGUUUAUGGGAUGGGGUAGUGCACCAAAGACCCAUUGUAAGAUGUGCAACCGCAACAUUAUUUGGUUGUGUAAUAGCUCACGUUUCCGAUCGGUUAGCAAGUGCUAAGGUAGUUCCUGCAAUCGUUACGCUCGUUAAUGAUCCUGAUAUAACUGUUCGAUCUGCUGCAAUUCCUUCUCUCGGUCGUUUAAUAACGGAAUGUAAAGUGAGAGAGAUGCGUGAUAAAGCACGUUUAACUUUAGAAACCAUUGCUAAAGAACCUCAAGGUGUUCCGCCUACUUUAGCACUCCCACUGGUUUCAACAUUAGCAUUUAUUGCCCCUAAUUGUCCUCAAAAUUAUAUAGAAGAUGUUAUAGCUACCCAAUUAAUGGGGAUAACUUCAUCAGCGUUGCAACAAGGUCGCAAGAUCGAUCUCAUUAGUGCUUUGGUCGAAGCAUAUUCUGUCUUGGUUUAUUGUCCACUGAGUAAUCAGUGUGUUUCUGGCGUGUUACUGCCGGGAUUGAAAUAUCUUGAACAAUUGGUUAAUCAAUAUUUACCUCAACAGAAGGAAGCUGUUCGGUCACUUUUGCGAGAAGCUGAAUCUCGGCAGGAUCUUUCAAAACCAAUGGAGAGGUCCUUAUCAAUGAGUUCUGGUCUUUCAUUAUCAAUGGCUACAGUAAAUGUAGGACAAGGUGUAGAAGACAUGAGACAAAGAGUGAGCAAAAUAUUUCAACAAAAGACUAGUUCACCAAGUAUGUCAAGUAUCUUUCGAAAGAAGUAAGAUCUUUUUGGUAUUCAUGUUCAUACACAAAUAUUACUUUUUAUCACUUCAAAAUUCUAUAUUCACUUUUCAUUGUUUUCAAAUUUUAUUUAUUUACAAUUUCUGUUGUACUUACCGCAUGUUAUAUGUAUUAUACGAUCAACGGUACAAGCGAUGCACAACAUUUACACCAAUCAGGAUAUAAUAUUAUGUAAGUAUUACUCAUUAUAAUCGGAAUAUAUAUAAGUUUGAAGACAAAUAUUAUUGAAUAUUGCUGUAAUGAUGUGUGUGCCUUUUAAAAUGUAAUUUUAAAUCACGUGAAUUACGAAAUCUAACUGUUUGGAGAUAGAAGAAAAGUCAAUAGUAUAUUAACUUUGUUUUUUAACUGCACAACUAAGUAUGACGUUAAAUACUAAAAUAGUUGCAAUGUUUUAUAUCGUUAUUUUUUUUUUUUUUUUUGAAGGUAUUGUAAUAAGUAGAAUGUUAUUAUAGUUUGUUAUUUUAUAUUUUGUGAAAUUAUAGUAUAUUUAUUAAAACGAAUCUCACCACUUACUAACGCCGAUAAUUUAUGAACCGUAUAACGUUAUCAUGCUCUUACUAAAAAAAUUUUCAAAUAUAUUCUGCCAUAACACGACUAAGAAUUUAAAAGUGUAAAGUUUUAAGAGUAUUUGCUAUAUUUUAAAUUAUAUAGAAAAAUAAUUCUAGGUAAAUUAACUGUGCAAGAAAUCGGUUGUGAUUAUUAAACGUUGAAUGUCGGAAGAGACAAUUUCAUUUUGUAUUACUGUUUGAUAUUACGAAGCAAAAUAGUUUUUAUUCUUAUCACGUUUAAGCAUUUUGUGUGAUAUUAUAGAUCUAUUACAAUUAGAAUAUAUGUAUGUACAUUUGUACUUAAAUCGGUUAAAUAUAAAUCGGGUAAUAUUAUCUUCUUCGUUGUAAACGAAAAAAAGAAAAAAUUAAUCAAAUUUAUUUAAAAUAGAUCGUAUCUUGUAAGAAUAUUUUAUUGUAUCUAUAUAUAUAUACAAUUACAUUUCCCGUAUAUACAUAUAUGUUGAUACACAUUACAUGUAUAUAAUCUAUGUAUACGUAUAUAUGUAUAUAUAUGUGUAUAUACAAUGAUCAAUAAUUUACUUCGUAUCUCAUGAUCAAUGUAUUAUCGUUAUUUUACAUACAUAUAUGUACAUAUAUACAUGCGUAUACAUGCAUAUGUAUUUACGUUUAUUAAAUAUUAAAUACUGUAGCAUAUAUUAUUACCGUGCAAAGAAUAAAUUUUAUAGUAUAUUUAUUCUAAAUGCAUUGUCCUAAACAUAUUCGGUUUUCUUAGACAUAUUAGAAACUCUGGUUAUGUUUGUAUGAACCGAUGACUCGCCAGCUGUUGGCCACAGUACGUUUUAUUACGAUAUAACACGCGAAACAUUCAAUAGCCUCCGAAUUAAUUAAUCGAUACCCUGAGCAAUCUAGAUAAUAGUUCUAAAUCUAAUUUUACUUUGCAUGGACAAUUUUCCCGCCGUGGUUCGUAAUUUUUACACGGGUUGGAUUUGGGGAACUUGCUUACGUCUAAGAAACCUUCGGUGUAAUACUAUUUAUGUACAUGACUUUGAAUUUCAACGUGACAUUUUAAAAGGGAAGAAAGCUUUUCAGUAAGCUCUACGUGAGUAACAACGAUAAGUGUAUAUCUGUGAAUGAAAAUACAUAGUAGUUCUCUUUUA